AGGCAUAGAUUCAUUGGUUGGAAUUCAUAUAUGGAAACAUGAAGUUUCAAGUGUGCAUUUUGGCAUUGGUUCUCUUGGCCGCAGUUUCCAGAGCUGGAAAGUUGCUGGAUGGUCCUUAUGGACCAGAUUUGAUUAAUUGCAAGAGAAACUGGGUGGAAGUGUGUGAGACCCCCAAAAGGUUCACAGAUUGCAUGCUGAAGCUCUUGUUGGCUAAUGGCAAUGAGCUGGUGACCAACCCUGAGGGGAUCCCUCUUUUGGGGAUCCCUUCUUUCAAUCCCAUGGUCAUUGAGCGCUUUGACAUGGACAGGACUGACCUCCCUGUCAAAGGAUCUGCCACCAACAUCAAAGUCUACAACGUUUCCAACAGUCUCAACCACGAAAAUACAACAGUGACGUUUGACCCAGAAAAGAAGCUGAUGACAAUCAAGGUGGCAGCAAAGCUGUUGUACAUUGAGUGUGAUGUAGUUGUCAAGAUUUACGCCUACAUGAGAGACAAGAAAGCUGGAGGCUUGAUAAUUGAAAAAGCUGUGGGUGACCUUGACAUAGGUUCAUCAUCAUCUCAGUUCCAAUCAGAUAAUCCUGAUGACCCCAUAGCCAAAUUCAUGAACAUCAUUGCUGAUCACGAGGCCAUGGUUCCAAUGAUCAGAGGAUUGUUGCCGCCAUUUGCGAAACAAUUCGCAGCCCUUCUUGGCAAAUUGUAUCACCAAGGAUGGAAGCGAUUGGAGGACCUUUGAAACCCACAACCUGACCUGACUCAUUCUCUAUAUCUCUUGCUCCCACGCUUUUUUUUUUGCGCAGAAAUAUUCAAAACCUGAUUCAAAAAAAAAGAAAAAGAAAAACCUUGUGUCUCGUGAUCGCUUGCAUGUUUCGAUCGAAUCACAAAUAAAACUUUCAAAAAAAAGUGAAAACAUA
Molecule: messenger RNA, 912 nt
Organism: Notodromas monacha
Lineage: Eukaryota; Metazoa; Arthropoda; Ostracoda; Podocopida; Cyprididae
Source: the annotation of a GenBank genome assembly